AGCUUGGUGUGUGUCCGUGCGCACGAAGCUGCUGUUAUGCAGGACUCGCGAAGUGCCGCUCUGAAACGUAUGCCUGCACUCACAUCGAUGCGUCUUGCACUUUGACUUUCCGAAGCUCUCGUCUCUUCUGCACGCGUGUCUGCGUAUGUGCGCGUGCUUCUCGGGCCACCGCGGCGGACUGGAAGACGAUGCGAAGAUGCGCCACUGUGAUUCACUGCCUCUAAGGUCACAGGGAAGCCAUUCGGCGAGGCAAGCUAGCGGUUACGGCGAACAUGUCAUUCUUUUGGACAUGGCCACUUGCCACUAAUGCCACGUUCUUUUGAGGACGCCGCACGGCGUGCCCGCCAGCAACACUGCGUGCUCGGAGCCAAGAACAUUGAAACGCCAAACAGUGCUGCGGAUUGUGGGGAAAACGUAGUUGACAGUGUGCAUCGGUGCUUGGAUUAUGGGAUGUUUUGCUUGUUACUAUAUCUCUAUUGUGCGUGUCUAGUUGUUAUUAGCAGCAAAUGUAGGGAGAAAAGGAAAUGAACUGUAGUCUAGAAUAUAGUGGCCUUGGACAUUUACUCAACUGCAGAUGGGAGGAGAUGUCUGUUAGGAAGUGUAUUUUUGGAACACAAGAAAUCCUCAUUGCUCACGAAGGAAAGAUAAAUAUCUGCAAUACAUGUAUAAAAAGUAUCAAAACAAUUAAAUGCGUAUUUUUAGUUCGACCCCUGCUGUUUCGACGCAUUUAAACACACUAAAACACCCUUAAACUAAAGAAAGCGCACUCCCAAAAAGACAUUGUAUUUGAACAUAAAGAAAAUUGCAAGACUAAAAUGUAUAUAAAAUACUGCGCAUAUUAUAGUGUCGGCGUACACGGAUGUCUUUAAGAUGCGGCCUGGCCGGGUGCCGCGUGAGUUUCGGAGUGAGAGCUGUGGCUGACAGCUGACAGGGCAGCAUUUCCAUCGGGGGUGCCAAUAAGGCUAGGACCGUUCAGAAGCAAAACAAGAGCAAUUUGGACUAAGCUGACCUUGUCAUGUAGCAGAAAAGGAAAGCGCGUCUUAGCGAGUGAGGUGAGGAAUCGGAACACAUUUCUCCUGCCUUGCCGCCCAUUGUGGAAAGUAAAGUGGAAAGUACAAUGCAGGCGAACGACAUCUCAAUUGGUACUUUCGCUAGAUGCCGCGGGCCGCUAAAAUACGAACGCCGGGCCGUAAAUGGCUCCCAGGCCGUAGUUUUGGACAAGCCUGGCCUGAGAGGUUCAUGAUGCAGGCUGCGUAAAAAAAACACGCAUCCCUUAAUGGCUGAGUUGAAGUCACGUCCAAUUGUACGAAGUCAAGAUGCUUUUUUUGUUUUUUUCACCUCUGACAAUCACAACAGUCCACUGAGGGGCGGAAAAAAAUAAAAAAUAAAAACAUGCAUAAAUAACCUUCACUCCUCACCAACAGUGCAACUCGAAGAGCACUUCUAUUCGAGCGAUAACUUCUUAAUCAGCCUCGACUAGCGAAAUACACCCGAGCUACCCGGAGGGGAAACGUCCGUCCGCCCGCGCUGGAGUUUGCCUGCAGUCGACGAAAUGAAAGCGUGCGGCUCCAGGCGGGAGCCGCCUCGGCGGAGGUAAGCCUCCGUGGCCGACGCGAUUGCCGGAGUCUUGACGACGACGACUUCCUGUGUUCAGCCCGCGAUGCCAUAAAGCGGUUAAGCACUGGAUAAUGCAAGCGCGGUCACCCUCGCGGUUCGCAGCACGUCGAAAAAAAAACAACAAAAAAUGAUGUCAUUGGUUUUUAAUUUAAUAAAAGAGCAUCAUUAAAUAGAAAAAUAUCCUUCCGUCUUUAUUCCGACAUUUAGCAAAGAGAAAUUUAAAACAGGAAAAGUUGAGUCUAAUUUCAUGUCGGACAGUGAGAAACAAAAGCGUAUGUCUCUUUUUAUAUUGUGGAUGCAAACUACCGGUUCCAACUGGAGAUGCGAUGUUAGCAUUAAGCGAUGUUAGCAUUAAGCUUGUGAACUUAUUUGGUUGUUAAAUACACGUGUGUUUGUUUGAUGUUCAGUUUGACAGUAAACGUCACCUCUUUUUUAAAAAUUUGAAUUGUUGGCUAUCUGACUGAAUCAUCGCAUUUGAGCAACUUCUAGUCGAGACUGCCCAAUAUUUUUCAGGGCAAAUAUCCCGCUUCCCUCCACCAUGCCGCCAAAGAGACUGCCGCUAACAUGAGGACCACUGUGGGCAUUGUUAUUAGUCGCUUUUUUUGAGAAGUAGUCACCAGAGGGGUCGGAAAAGUCGGCAACUUUGGUGAGAAUCUGGAUAAAAGUCGAUUUUCCAUGAACCAGGAAGUAGCCUGGUAGUAACCAACAAUCAGGUAAUCAAGCACUGGCUUGCGCCCACCAUAGGGCCGCAUUUAGUAACUAACAAUCAAUCAUAGUUGUAUAGUCCGUGUGCGUUUGUUAACGGUUGCGUCCCAUUUCAGUUUUAUUCUCAGUUGUCCACAACCGCUGCCCUGCUUGUCCGACGACUCGGUCUUUUCCAGAAGGCUCCGUGCUCCUUGUGAACGUAAACACAACGCGAUGGCGCUAAACUAAGCUAUUGGAAAGAUCCCAACAUCCCAGCUUGGACACAAACAACAGCGAGAGGCUGAAGGGCUCUGCUGCGUGGGAAACGAGGAGGAGGAGGAGGAGGAGGAGGAAGAGGAUGUGGAUUAUGAGCAUGCCGAUUAUUAUUAUUAUGGUGCAAUCUAUUCGAGCGAUAACUCCUUAAUCAGCCUCGACUAGCGAAAUACACCCGAGCUCCCCGGAGGGGAAACGUCCGUCCGCCCGCGCUUGGAGUUUGCCUGCCGUCGACGAAAUGAAAGCGUGACCGACAAGCACACAAUGAUUCAGAUAAGCGCACACACUCGCUCAGGGAAGCGACAAAGACUCGGGGGAGCGACCCGAAACACCGGCCGAAGUCCUGACUGACCGGCCCGAGAUGAAUCAGGAAUUGUGUGCAUCUUCCGAGACCCAAAGGACAUUGCGUUCUGUGACAAUCCGUCACGAUCACGACAAACACUUUCUGCCGCGUACCGCGACAAAUACUCUUUCUACCAUGCAAAUGCAUACAGAUAUCGAGUGGCAGGUGCCUAGACCUGUCCGACUUCCAACGCGUUGGCGUUUUUCUCCCUAAUCAUCGACCUGACAAGCUGAGAUUCAACCACUGAUCUUUAUCUUCUCCUCAAAAGCUGUGCUGAGCUCAAAUCCAAAGUGACGCAACUACAAACCUGAAACAGGCUCCACAUAAUGUACUGUAUUUUGGUUUUAUUGAACCACAAACAACAUGGCGUGAUUGUCAAUAAAGGAGCGGAUUAUCCUGGCCGCUGCAGCUACAUUAUAAUGACACAAAGAGAGGAAAUGGCCGAGAAUAAAGGCGAGAGAGCGGAUAUUCGAGAGGCUGUUGGCAGUGAUAGGACCACUCAUUGACUGUGCUUGUGCACUUUGGUGACAGAGACUCUCCACGUUUCGCUUUUUAGCCUCAGGUGACGGCGGAAGGAUGCCGCUGGUGAAGCGCACCAUCGAGCCCCGGCACCUGUGCCACACGGCGCUGCCCAGGAACAUCAAGAACGAGCUGGAAUGUGUGACCAACAUCUCCUUGGCCAGUGUCAUCCGACAGCUCAGCAGCCUCAGCAAAUAUGCCGAAGACCUGUUCGGGGAGCUGUUCGACGAGGCCCACUCCUUCUCCUUCCGGGUCAACUCCCUGCAGGAGCGCGUGGACCGCCUCUCCGUCAGCGUCACGCAGCUGGACCCCAAAGAGGAAGAAUUGUCACUGCAGGACAUCACCAUGAGGAAGGCUUUCAGGAGUUCCACCAUCCAGGACCAGCAGCUGUUCGACCGAGACUCGCUGCCUAUCCCGAUGCAGGAGACCUACCAGGACUGCGAGCAGCCGCCGCCUCUCAACAUCCUCACGCCCUACAGGGAUGACGGAAAGGAGGGUCUCAAAUUCUACACAAAUCCUUCUUACUUUUUUGACCUGUGGCGAGAGAAGAUGCUGCAGGACACCGAAGACAAGCGGAAGGAGAGGCGGAAACAGAAGUCGCAGGAACCCCGCAUGUAUGAUCAGGUCUAUAGGUACUUAGACCUUCCCGGGCAGCUGAAGGGGAUAGAUCGGCCGGCGGAGGCCGACAAGGCGCCGCGGGCGCCCCACGACCGCAAGAAGGAGUGGCAGAAGUUGGCACUGGGCGCCGAAUUGGCGCAGGACAUGACCGACGAAAAACACCGAGAGGCCAACGGCUCCGCCGGUUACCCUGACAACAGGGCUCAGCUGUACACGGAGCACUUGGACGGGCCCUUCUCGCUGGCGGCGCUGCCCUACAGCCAGAUGAACGAGCUGCUGAGCCGCAGCGGCGACAGAAUGUACUCGCGGCCCAACGACCCGCCGCCGCCUCCGCCCGCCGUGCACCUGCUGGGGGAGAUCAAGCCGCCCUCGGUGAUCAGUUCCAGUUCCGGCUUUACAGACAGCAGACCUCAGUCUCCAGCGCGGACGGCAGGCCUAAACUCCAGCACUCAUCCUCCUCCGCCGCCGCCCCCUCUUCCUCCUCCUCCUCCGCCUCUCCCGUCCUCCGGCUUACGCGGCACGCCUCCGCCUCCCGUUCCCCCGCUACCGAUGCAUCAGCAACCCCCGGCGAUCCCCCCUCCCCCGGCCCCUCUCCAGAUCGCCCCGGGGGUGCUCCACCCGGCUCCUCCGCCGGUGGCGCCGCCCCUCCACUCUUCCUCCCCGGCCCGCCUCCAGCAGGUCCCGGACAAGGGCCCCCACGCGAGCUACUCGGCCCAGCCGGACGGCGCCGCCCUGCCUCCUCCGCCGGUGCCCCCUCCUCUGCCGCUCCCCGGAGCGCGGGGCUCCUCGCCCUGUCCGUCGGGACCGGCGCCCGUGUCGACCUUCCCUCCGGCGGGGACCGUGGCCACCGCGCACGAUUUGGGAAUCAAGAGGCACCAUCCCGCCAAUCUGCCGCCCAUCAGCGACGCCCGCAGUGUCCUGUUGGAGGCCAUCCGAAAGGGCAUCCAGCUACGAAAGGUGGAGGAGCAGCGAGAGCAGGAGGCCAAACACGAGCACGUGGGUAACGACGUGGCCACCAUCCUGUCCCGCCGCAUCGCCGUCGAGUACUCGGACUCGGAGGACGAGUCCGAGUUCGACGAAGGCGACUGGAUGGAGUGACGGAAGGAAGAGAAAGCAGCCAGCAGACACUUCUUUGUCGUCCCGCUCACUUUUUUUUCCUUUUGUCUUGUCGUCGUUUCGGAAGGAGAGCCUCCAAUCUUCUUCGUGUCCCUCGUUGUCGUCUUUCUAGUGGUCCAAGAUGUCGUUCUGUUCUGUUUCUGCACUACCACACACAAUUGUGUGAUGCAUUUUUUUUUUUUUAAGAACUACAUGCUUUUUGUCUCUUUCCUGACAUUGUUAAAACAGGGGCGGGCAACCUAUCGUAGGGCCGUGGACCGUUUAAGCUGGAGCAUUUUAUCCAGCUUUUGAUGCAAUUCUCAGUUUGGGUCCUUGAGACUUUUUUUGUGCAUCCUGUUAUGAUGGACAUGUCCACCCAAUUUUGUGUUGAUCGGUGAAACUAGCAUCGGGCAGAUUUUUUUCUUUUUUCUUUCCAGGAGUGAGAAGUUCAGACAUUUUCCCACCAGAAAGCAGGCAAUUCAUUCCUCAGCAGAAUAAAUAUGUGACGAUUCCAAUAAGACCAAACAAAUUAUUUUCAAAAUGACACCUCAGAGGAACGUUUAGAAAAAAGGUCCAAAAAGAUUUCAAAAUGUUCCCCACCCCUGGUUUAAUAUCAAAAAACAAACUCGAAGAGCAACACAUGAAGGCAUGUUGCAUUUCGCACAUUUUCUUUGGUUUUUCUUCGCCUGGGAACAAUUUGUGUGUUGUUGUGGUGUGCAUCCACCCACUGACCUUUAACUGCAGGGACCCCAAAGAUGGAGCGGGGGGUUCCUGAGUCCAUCUUUUAUCUCAACAAGUAUGGAGGCUUGUCAUGACUGGAUGUCCCUGUUCAUAUCAAGUGUGCAGAGUUUAUGAGUGCAGGCGCACCAGGUACAACACCAAUGAAGGCAGCUUACACACACACAGAUCCCCCUUUACUGUGUAACGAGAGGCCUUACCUCGUUUGCUUCUGCAGAAGACAUUUUGUGUCACUCAAAAGACAGAAAAAAGAAAACGUCAGCCAUGGUUCCUGUCCGUCCGUUUGUUCUUUCUUUCUUCGACUUGCCUUAUUGUCCAAACGUGUUGUUGAGUUGAUGAAUGUAUUGUGCCGUUACUACUUACUUGCCUGCGCUUGUAUGGAUUUGCUAUUUCUGUGUUUGGGGGAGGAAGGGAAAGCCUGGUUUGGAAGAGACAGAAAAAAAAAAAGACAAGAUCAAUAUCAUAUAACUUAUGUAACUGUUAGUUUGCUUGAAUUAAUAAAACUCUAAUGUUACAUCAGAAAA
Molecule: messenger RNA, 6411 nt
Organism: Phyllopteryx taeniolatus (common seadragon)
Lineage: Eukaryota; Metazoa; Chordata; Actinopteri; Syngnathiformes; Syngnathidae
Gene: wasf1
Product: WASP family member 1
Exons: 10
Coding region: 3494-5152 (552 amino acids)
Biological process (GO): positive regulation of Arp2/3 complex-mediated actin nucleation; actin cytoskeleton organization
Cellular component (GO): SCAR complex; cytoskeleton
Molecular function (GO): actin binding; protein kinase A regulatory subunit binding; Arp2/3 complex binding
Source: RefSeq, a predicted model, not a curated record